This is a messenger RNA of Atta colombica, 1148 nucleotides long. Its product is annotated as toll-interacting protein-like. NCBI's taxonomy places the organism in Eukaryota, Metazoa, Arthropoda, Insecta, Hymenoptera, Formicidae. The record is from RefSeq and is a predicted model, not a curated record. Gene Ontology annotation, cellular component: cytoplasm. The coding region runs from base 187 to 1011 and encodes 274 amino acids. Gene Ontology annotation, molecular function: ubiquitin conjugating enzyme binding; ubiquitin binding. Gene Ontology annotation, biological process: ubiquitin-dependent protein catabolic process. The transcript has 6 exons.
UCAGCAGUCGAUCGGUAAACAGUCGCAAACAGUCAGUGCAAUGUACGUUCGCGUGAUUUGAUGUAUUUGACAAGUUUCGAAGCACAGACUUUGGGAGCAUUUUAGCUGUAUGCGGAACGUUGAUCGUGAUCGAGAUAUCCUUUCCUCUAGGGGAUAGUAUCCUUUUUUUUUUUAAAUUCUUCCACCAUGGACACGGACAGGCCUCAACACGAGGAAUGGAAAAAACGGGCUUUUGUGGGACCACUGCCAGAUAGUUUCUUGAGAAUAGAAGAGCGUAAUGCACAGUUGCAGCAGGAGGCAGCAGAUCAGCAAGCUGCUCUAGCUCUGCAUCAGCAGAUGCGGAAUAUGUCAGUGGCUCAUGAUCCACGAAUUGGUAGACUUAGCAUAACAAUUUCUCAGGCCAAAUUAGUGAAAAAUUAUGGAAUGACAAGGAUGGAUCCUUACGCGAGGAUACGAGUGGGACACUCGGUUUUUGAGACACAUACAGACUCAAAUGGUGGAAAAAAUCCACAUUGGAACAAAGUAAUCCACUGUAAUCUUCCACCUGGAGUUACCCAGAUAUAUAUAGAAAUCUAUGAUGAAUGUUCUUUUGUGAUGGAUGAAUUGAUUGCAUGGGGUCAUAUAGAGAUUCCACCACAGGUCAUUCAGAAGGGAGAAACACACGAAGAUUGGUAUAUGCUCAGUGGCAAGCAGGGAGAUAAUCAGGAAGGCAUGAUCAAUUUAGUUUUCAGUUACACGACCAACCAUCCGUACAUGGGUUCUUCGGUAAUGAUGGUUCCUUCUGCAGCCAUGUUCGGCAUGCCAUAUGCCCCGGUCAAUGUUUAUACAGCACCUCCGCCUAUUGUUACACCAACGGUUACACCAAGUUCUUUGCCAAAUGCUGAGGUCGAGUUGAAACAGAUCGCAGAAAUGUUUCCGAAUGUUGACAAGGAAGUCAUCAAAUCGGUAUAUGAUGCCAAUCACGGCAAAAAAGACGUUACAAUUAAUUCGUUGCUUCAAAUGUGCGAAUAAGUCCUAAUUUUUUACACAGUUAGAAAUGCCAUACGUAACUUUAUCGUAUUCUUUAUUAUAAUGGAUAUUUCUUUGAAAUGUAAGAUGAUGUACGAAAAUCUAAUUUGUAAUACUUCCAUACGUAAUAUAUAUUAAGG